CUUCUGUUUCUCUCUCUCUCUCUUCUUUCUCCCCCUCCCUCUCCUAAUUCUGACAGAGGAAAUACCUGCACAAUAUCUCACGCACGCACGCAUAUCUUACCCCAUCUCUCUGAUCCCCGAGCCCAGCUCAGAGCAGAGGAGAGAGAAACAACCCAUGCGAGAGAGAGAGAGAGGGGGGUGGGCCCCUUUUUCUUUGAUUCGUCGAAUCCUCAUUAAACCACGAAGCCCCCUCCUCCUUCUGUAUGAAAUAUAAGCAGAGGCUCUCUCUCUCUCUUACACGUUCCAUUAAUAUACAUAUUACAUAUUGCCCUCACUUUGUUCCUCCUCUUUUGCUCUGUGCUCUGUGAGAGGGGCUCUUUUGUUUGCUGCUUGCCUCCGGUACUCACUGAGUGAAGAUGAUGGAGAUCGGCUACGGACAGCAGCCUGAGAAGAACGAAGAGCAGCUGCCUCCAGGCUUCAGGUUCCACCCCACUGACGAGGAGCUCAUCACUUACUACCUCCUCAAGAAAGUCCUCGACGGCUCUUUCACCGGCCGAGCCAUCGCGGAGAUCGACCUCAACAAGUGCGAGCCCUGGCAGCUCCCGGAGAAAGCGAAGAUGGGGGAAAAGGAGUGGUACUUCUUCAGCUUGAGGGACAGAAAGUACCCUACAGGGCUGAGGACCAACAGAGCAACAGACGCCGGAUACUGGAAGGCGACCGGCAAAGACCGAGAGAUUUACAGCUCCAGGACCGGGUCCCUCGUGGGGAUGAAGAAGACCCUGGUUUUCUACAGGGGGAGGGCUCCCAAAGGAGAGAAGACCAACUGGGUCAUGCACGAGUACAGGCUCGAGGGCAAGUUUGCUUACCAUUUCCUCUCUAGAUCCUCCAAGGACGAGUGGGUGGUGGCCCGUGUGUUCCAAAAGACGAUCGGGUCGAAGAAGGCCUCGUCGCUCGCGCACGACCCGAUCCGUCGUCGUCCGCCAGCCUCCCGCCACCUCCUCCGACUCCUCCAUUGUGCGCUUCGAACAAGCAACUCCGACUGCCAGCAGCGCCGGCGCGUACCCUGCGUGCUUCUCCGCUGCCAGCCGGUCACGCUGGCUCCUCCUCGGGUCCCUGUCCAGAUGCCCUCUCUCAUUCUGCAAGAAUGA
Molecule: messenger RNA, 1127 nt
Organism: Asparagus officinalis (garden asparagus)
Lineage: Eukaryota; Viridiplantae; Streptophyta; Magnoliopsida; Asparagales; Asparagaceae
Product: protein CUP-SHAPED COTYLEDON 2-like
Exons: 4
Coding region: 396-1127 (243 amino acids)
Biological process (GO): regulation of DNA-templated transcription
Molecular function (GO): DNA binding
Source: RefSeq, a predicted model, not a curated record